Molecule: messenger RNA, 528 nt
Organism: Prunus armeniaca (apricot)
Lineage: Eukaryota; Viridiplantae; Streptophyta; Magnoliopsida; Rosales; Rosaceae
Source: the annotation of a GenBank genome assembly
AUGAGGACAAGAAAGCACCAUAGAAGGAGAUAUACUCUCCCAAGAAAGUUAUGCAAAUUGACCAAAGUGGAAGAGGUGCCAGAACAACAUAAUGUUGCUGUCAAAACAAGCAGAACUGCCAUAAAAGUGGCUGCAGAGCAGUUGUGCUUUUUCAAACCUACCAAAGAGAUGGCCAAUCAUCUCAAGCCUUUGUUCAUCACCGCAAACUUUAGGGGGACUCCUAUCCCUAAAGUAAUGGUAAAUGGAGGCACAACCAUCAAUCUACUACCUCACAAACUCUUGACUAAAAUGGACAGAACAGAAAAAGACUUGAUCCUAACAUGUCUGAUAGUCACCAAUUUCGCUGGGGGCAUCACCAAGACCCAUGAGAUACUAGAUGUAGAUGUCAUAGUAGGAACCAAGAAGCUGAAGAUUGCAUUCUUUGUGGUAGACACCAUUUCUACCACUUACAAUGCAUUGCUUGACAAGGAUUGGAUCCACCAAAGCUUGUGUGUUCCUUCCACUCUACACCAACAAUUGGCCCUCUAG